AGUAUGUGUGUGUUAAAGAGAGAGAGAGCGUGCGUAAGAGAGAGUGACUGAGGAGUGUGCAAGAGAGAGAGAGAAAGCUGCCAUCAUAUGACACUGACUGAGCCAAGUUGAGAAGCAAACUGCUGCAAAGGGAGAGACACGGAGAGGGGGAAAGAAAAGAGAAAUGAGUGGAUAGAAGAGAAGUUGACAAGCAGAAGAAGAACAGAUAAACCCACAGAAGAGUGAAAGCGUCCACCUGCGGCUAGGAGAAAACUCAAAGAUGGAUGCUAAUGAAUCAGCGCCGCCACCCAUAGCCCCUCCGGAGGACGUCAACAAACUGAGUUUCUGGAUGCCUGGGAACUACCAGCGCACAGUGCAGAGGACCCCGGACUCAUUCCAGGCGUGUAAUGACCUCGUGGCCUGCUUCCAGGAGCGUGCCCGUGUGGAGAAGCAGUACGCCCAGCAGCUCAGCGUCUGGAGCAGCAAAUGGAAGAACAUCUCUGAGACGAGGCCUCUGUAUGGCUCCCUCAUGCGGGCCUGGCAGUGUUUCUUCACUUCCACCGAGCGUCUCUCCGUCCUGCAUUCCAGCAUCUCUCAGUCGCUCGUGGCUGAGGAAGGGGACCGCGUGCGCACCUGGCAGAAGGACACCUUCCCACGCAAGGUGUUCCACGGCUUCCGCGAGGCGCACGACUUAGAGACAGAGUUCUCGCGUGCUCAAAAGCCAUGGGCCAAAAAGCUGAAGAAACUGGAGCAGGCACGUGCAGUCUUCAACAAGGCCAGCCAGCGCGAGCAGACUGCCAUUGAGCGCGAGAAGGCGGCCAAGGAGAACCCUGCUCUGAGUGAACAGAAACUCAACAAGAUCGUCAAGGCCACGGAGAAAGACAGCGAGGAGAAGGAGAAGGCCCGUGAGAAGUAUGAGAAAGUUCUGGAAGAUGUGACCUCGUACGCCCCUCGCUACAUGGAGGAGAUGGAGGCUAUUUUUGACAAGUCACAAGAGGAGGAGAGGAAACGCAUCAGCUUUCUCAAACAGGCCUUCCUGUCAAUACACCGUCAUCUGGACGUCACCAACAAUGAGAGUGUGAAGGCUGUGUACAGUGAGAUGCACCAUACGCUGAUGUCAAUAAGUGAGCCAGAUGAUCUGCGUUGGUGGAAGAAUAAUCACGGUCCUGGCAUGCCCACCGACUGGCCCAGCCUACAGGAGUGGAUUCCUCCUCUGCGCAAACCAAAGCGUGGCAAGAAACCUAAGCGAGGACUAGAGGAGAGAACAGUGAUGAUUGGAGGGGUGAAAGUCCGGGCUCUGUAUGAUUACGUUGGAGAAGAAGAAGAUGAGCUCUCCUUCAAAGCAGGUGAGCUGUUCCUGAAGAUCGAGGAGGAGGACGACCAGGGCUGGGGCAGAGGCAUGAAGGAGGGCGGUGUGGAGGGAUUCUAUCCAGCCCAUUACGUUGAGCUCACAGACUGACCUCCAGCCCAGUAGGGGAGCCAGAGGGCUCAGAUGCAGCUGCUCCCGAUGUUACCGUAGCAACCAGGAAUAAAGAAUGUGGACAGCUGAUUGUCUGCACCACUGUGCCUGGAGCCCCAGAAAACCCUUGAAGUAUAUUUCCCCCUCUCACAUGAGAGUAAUGCAUUAAUAUUAACCAAAAAUAGGUUUACACCUGGAGGUUUGAAAACAAUGCAGCAUUUAUUCAUUUCAUUUUUUCUGAAUGCAAUUUAACUGUAUUCAAAAUUUCUAAAUACAUAUAUAUAGAGUUUCUAAUUAAACCUAGUUUGGGUUUGAACAGUCUAAUUUGUCCCCGGUCAGUUGCAGAUGUUUACAGAUGCUGAAGAAUGGAAGGCUAGAGAGUACUAGCUGAAUCCCAAACAAAACGAUGUAUCUAUGUGAAACAAAUCAUAUGAUUUUCCUGUGUAUUUUAAAGACACAAAUGUGACACUUAAAAAACAAUGUCAGCCAGGUGACAUGGACUGUGUAUUUACAUCAGACUUUAGUGGUGCCUGUCCCUGUAGUCCAGACACAGUGGUGAAUACUGAGAACUACAGAACACUUGUUCCAGACCACGUCUAGUUCCUUCCUCAUCGUACUGACGUCAUCGCACAGAGGCCACAUGGAAUGUCUUCAGCAGAUGUGAGGUGCUGUGUGAAUGCCGCUGGGAGCAGUGCUCUCCUGUUACAUCUACAAAAUAAAAAACACUAAAGAGUA
Clupea harengus (Atlantic herring) is the source of this 2173-nucleotide messenger RNA. RefSeq names its product protein kinase C and casein kinase substrate in neurons protein 3. Gene Ontology annotation, biological process: regulation of endocytosis; cytoskeleton organization; plasma membrane tubulation. Gene Ontology annotation, cellular component: plasma membrane; cytoplasm; endosome. Gene Ontology annotation, molecular function: protein binding; phospholipid binding. Lineage: Eukaryota; Metazoa; Chordata; Actinopteri; Clupeiformes; Clupeidae. The record is from RefSeq and is a predicted model, not a curated record.